AUGGCAUUAGUCAAGGCCGAUCUUGGUGAGGUACUGCCUCUGGUAGCCUCAGGCAAGGUGCGAGAACUGUAUGAUGUUGACUCGAAAACCCUCCUCUUUGUUGCUACCGACAGGAUAUCAGCCUAUGAUGUGAUCAUGCAGAAUGGGAUCCCGGACAAAGGGCUCAUUCUCACCCUCAUCACGGCGCACUGGUUUCGAUAUCUACAGAAAUCCAUUCCGGACCUCAAGACUCAUUUCAUUUCCCUCGACCUGCCUCCCGCCGUUCCCCAAACCCUCGUUCCGCGGCUCAAAGGCCGGAGCAUGCUUGUGCGCAAACUCAAGGUCUUCCCUGUCGAAGCUAUUGUCAGGGGCUACAUCACAGGGUCAGCAUGGUCCUCGUACAAGAAGACCGGCGAAGUCAAUGGGAAGAAGAUGCCCCAGGGCCUACAAGAGUCACAGGAGCUGCCUGAGCCAAUCUACACUCCAAGCACGAAAGCCGAACUAGGACAACACGACGAGAACAUCUCCACCGAGCAAGCUGCGCAGAUUGUCGGCGACAAGUACGCAAAACGCAUCGAGGAAUUGUCGCUCAAAAUCUACACGACCGCACGAGACUACGCGAAGGAGAACGGGGUGAUCAUCGCAGAUACCAAGUUCGAAUUUGGCUUGGAUGAGGUCACCGAUGAGGUCGUGCUUAUCGACGAAGUCCUCACUCCAGACAGCUCGAGAUUCUGGUCCAAGGAGAAAUACCAGGUUGGACAAGGCCAGGAUAGUUUCGACAAGCAAUUUCUGCGAGACUGGUUGACCCAGAAUGGGUUAAAGGGCAAGGACGGUGUGACGAUGCCGCAGGAUGUGGUCGAGGCCACUCGCGCAAAAUACUUGGAGGCAUUCAAGAUUCUGACGGGUAAAACAUUGGAGCAGACGCUACAAGAAUUGAAGUGA
Messenger RNA from Capronia epimyces CBS 606.96, 921 nucleotides. RefSeq names its product phosphoribosylaminoimidazole-succinocarboxamide synthase. Gene Ontology annotation, biological process: 'de novo' IMP biosynthetic process. Lineage: Eukaryota; Fungi; Ascomycota; Eurotiomycetes; Chaetothyriales; Herpotrichiellaceae. The record is from RefSeq and is a predicted model, not a curated record. Gene Ontology annotation, cellular component: cytoplasm. Bases 1 to 921 code for a protein of 306 amino acids. The transcript has 2 exons. Gene Ontology annotation, molecular function: phosphoribosylaminoimidazolesuccinocarboxamide synthase activity.